AUGUCUAGCAGUUUGCUGCAUGUGGCAAUUACACUGCAAAAAUUAUAUAAUUUCAUCAUGGGAAAGUUGAGUAAAACCAAAGAGACAAUAUUGUCUCUUGAAGUAGUAGAUAUGUUAUAUCUUCCAAAUAUAGUCACAGAAGAUAUAUCUGACUCUACCAACAACACUUGCGUAGAUUCUAAUGAGACUGAUAAUGCAGACCAAAAUAUUAAUGUGAAUGCCAUAAAAUAUUUUCUGAGUCUGAGCCUGUUCCACAGUGUUGCAAUUUUAGAAAACUAUCUGGAGACGUAUGUGGAACCCAACUUCUCUUGGGAGCAUCCAACAACCUAG
Molecule: messenger RNA, 330 nt
Organism: Phycomyces blakesleeanus NRRL 1555(-)
Lineage: Eukaryota; Fungi; Mucoromycota; Mucoromycetes; Mucorales; Phycomycetaceae
Exons: 4
Coding region: 1-330 (109 amino acids)
Source: RefSeq, a predicted model, not a curated record